CUGCUCAGCUUUCCCCCAAGUUUCACGAGUGUUUCCUGCUGUGGUACAAAGUCAUUCUCCUGAGGAGUUGCACCACAAGCCAAGCCGCUCAUCAUUCGCCUAGGCCCGGAUCCAAGUCUGUUGCCUCGCCAUCGACUGAUUGCUCCAUCUGCAGACCAUGGAACCGCUGCCUUGCUUGCAUUCACUCUUUGCUUGCAUAGCGGCACGUCUUAUCACGGACAAAUCCACCUAGUGGACUCUCAUCACUUGUCGCAUGUAGCCAUGCUCAUCACGGACGUCUGUAUAGGACACGUACGUUGCUCGCAUGGGGACGUCGUAGCUAGCGAGUCCAUCAAUGCGGUUGAGCCAUCUAAAGUGCUAAGCCCUAGACUCACACUCACGCUAAUCCCUGCCACGGGAGUCCUUCCCCGCCUCGCGUGCACCACCUCAUCCACGCUAAUCACCUCACAAAGAUCGACGUUGAAGAAACGUUGCGCCAAUCAGCCCAGGUGCUGCAUUCGCAAUGUUUGGCUCGCAGCGGGCGGCAGCUUUGACCCACCUGUCUCUUGCAAGCUUCCUCACGUCCCUGUGGCGAGUUUCGCCGUCAGUUGUUCGCUUAGGCAUGUACGCGUGCCUGCACGACAUCGAAGGAUCGAAGCUUUGAGAUGCACAACACUCCCGACCUGGCUAGGUCGAAGCAAUCCGCUCAAAUGUAGUCGUCGGAAGACACUGGAAGCUCGAGCCUGCUAAUCUCACAAAAGGUCAAGUGCCUGCUGGCCUUGACGCAACUGACUCACGCUUCGAGGAUGCUCAAUAGCAGAUACCAUGUCUUGGGCGAGACGG
Molecule: messenger RNA, 822 nt
Organism: Alternaria alternata
Lineage: Eukaryota; Fungi; Ascomycota; Dothideomycetes; Pleosporales; Pleosporaceae
Exons: 1
Coding region: 262-729 (155 amino acids)
Source: RefSeq, a predicted model, not a curated record